This is a messenger RNA of Linum trigynum, 1143 nucleotides long. Lineage: Eukaryota; Viridiplantae; Streptophyta; Magnoliopsida; Malpighiales; Linaceae. The record is from the annotation of a GenBank genome assembly.
UCUGCUCCAGAAAGCUCUGACCUCUCUCUUCUUUCUCUCCCCUUCUGACCUAGUUUCUUCACGUUUUCGGCGGCCAUGGCCCCGCCGGAGCCGGCGAACUAGGCUCAACUCUUCGACGUGGGUGAGGGCAACCGCCUUCACUAUGUCGCUCCACAUCUGGUCAAUGGCGAGCUUGUGAUUCCUAUGGAGGUUCGCGAUGAAGGAGUAUUUCAUGGUUCAAUGCUUUGGUUGGUCAAUUCCUUUCAACGGAGCCUCUAAUUGUUAUGAUUCGUCGAUGGGCUCAACGCUUCUGGGGUAGGGAUGGUCGCGUUUUUGUCUCAGUUUUUGGUACGAAUAUGUACCUGUUUCAAUUUGAAAAUGGUGAAUCGAGUACUUGGAUGUUUGAGAACGAAGCUUGGCAUUGUGAGAAUAUUCCUUUGCUCAUUCGUAAGUGGUUUCCUGGGAUUCAAUCGGUGAAGCUGGAUAAUUCUAAGCUUCCAAUCUGGCUUAGGAUCAGAGAACCACCGGUAGAGUAAAUGACGGUGGAGGGUCUGAUUCAAGUUGUGAGUCUUUUGGGUACACCUCUGUGGAUGGAUCAAGCCACCAAACUAGGAGCUUAGAUGUGUACAACAAAGUUAUGCAUUAAAAUGGCAGCGGAUUCUCUUUUCCCAACUGAGAUCCGGAUUAGUCCAGAAGGUGAGGAGAGAUUGAAUUUGUUUGUUCAUUAUUUUAACAUACUGGCUCGUUGUGAGCAGGGUGCUGAGUUUGGUCAUGAUAUGGGUGUUGGGUUGGAGUGUGGAGCAACACAACAAGCACAAUUGGUUGUGGUUGAUCCAAUGGUGGAAGUUGAUAAGGGUAAAGCAGUGGUUGAUGACAUACCUUCUUCGUCUGGUAAUUCAGAUGGAGAUCUGGCAGUAACAACGGAGGCUCAGAAUAGCUCAGAGGCUCAGGCUAGUUCAAAAGUUCAGACUAUCUCAGGGGGGCUAAGGAGGGUGCUAUCUCUUCGACUCCAGUGAGAAAUGAACUACUGGAUGCAGAUGGGUUUCAGUUGGUUGUUAGGAAGGGAAAGAAUGUCUCUGUAGGAAGGGAUCCAGGUGGUAGUGUGAGGAUUCCGGUGUUAGCAGCUCAGUCUCGAGUGCCUUUGAAUAAUAAGAGUAUUGAGUU